ACGAGCUGUCAUGAAAAACACAAAAAAAACAUAAAUUAAAUAAUGCAUCGUUUAUCAUGACGUGUUAAAAUUCUUGCACUGUCAAUUAAAUGUUACUUACAGGUAUAUGAUUGAUUAAAAAAAACUGAAGAUUGAAUGUAAUUAUGUUUUACGUUCAACCACCGAAAGGGUUGGUUACAUUGCACACUUUAGAAGAAAUCGUUUUUUCACGUUUAGAGUAUUUAAAUAACAUUUUGGGUAGCGAUAAAAAAGUGACAUUCAAUGGAAAAUUUGAAUACUUGUUUGAAGGAUCGCCAUAUGACUGCAUUGGACACUUUACUUUAAGACUACUAACAUUAAGAUCUGAUGGAUUUUUUUCAUCCUGGUUGCGCAAGGAAACUCUUUUGUUAAGAACAAGAUUAUCUGUUGUGAAUUCAAGACAACUGUACAGAUUUUUUAAAACAGUUGUUAAGCAUUUAAAGCGAAGAGAAAAUGUUGACAACCCUGUAGACAGAGUAUUAUUAAGACUUUGUUCUUUCUUCAUGAUACCGGAUAUUUUUAAACACAUUGUAUCUAAGUCUCAUGCAGAAGACUGCACUGAAUAUCAUGAUAAAAUUGAUUUUGAGCUGUUGCUUGAUUUGGUAGAAGAAAAGGCUGUAGAGUUACACAAAGGCUCUGCUGUAGUUCACUGUUCUCAAUGGAAGGAAUUAUUGUGUUCUUUAUUUCAGACUUUUAUUUUGUUUGAAGUUAAAAAUCAAAGUUUUCUAGUCAAUAACUUUUCAACAGACCCUCGUAUGAACGACAUCUGGAACAAGUUGCAAUAUUCUCUGUUUCCUAAAGAUUACAACUUUGGAAACAUUACCGCAUCUAAUAUUGAUCGCGAAGUGCAAAAAUUUCCUCCCUGUAUGGAGCAUCUACAUUUAUUGCUUAGACGCAAACAUCGGUUGAGUCAUUAUGCUCGAUUAUAUUACACCCUUUUUCUUAAGGAGUGCGGAAUGAGCUUGGAGGAAGCAAUAGCAUACUGGAAAAAUGAAUAUUCUAAACCACACAAAUGUGAUUCUGUUUGUAUCCAUAAUUGGCACAAAGAUGCCAAGAAAUUUAUCUACAGUAUUAGACACAUGUAUGGCUUAGAAGGAGUGAAAAAAAACUACAGUACCCCAAGUUGCAGCUUUUUCUGUGAAGAAGUACCUAGUACAAAUUAUGAAGGAGGUUGUCCUUUCAAAAAUUUUGAUACAGAUUCAUUGAAGUCUUUACUGUCGAAUUCUAUGACCGAGAGUGAUUUGAAUGAAUUUAUGGCAACUGGAUUGAAACAAGAACCUCAAGAGACAUGUGCAAAUUUUUUUAGAUUCAAAAGUAUGACCCACCUUCAAGACAUAACAAUUAAAAGACCAGUUCAGUAUUAUAAAAAAAUGUUAGAACUUAGUUAACUUAAGAUUUAUUUAAUUUAUACAUGCG
Molecule: messenger RNA, 1434 nt
Organism: Copidosoma floridanum
Lineage: Eukaryota; Metazoa; Arthropoda; Insecta; Hymenoptera; Encyrtidae
Product: DNA primase large subunit
Biological process (GO): DNA replication, synthesis of primer; DNA replication initiation
Cellular component (GO): alpha DNA polymerase:primase complex
Source: RefSeq, a predicted model, not a curated record